Messenger RNA from Polypterus senegalus (gray bichir), 3540 nucleotides. Its product is annotated as zona pellucida-binding protein 1-like. Gene Ontology annotation, cellular component: zona pellucida receptor complex; acrosomal vesicle; extracellular region. The transcript has 15 exons. NCBI's taxonomy places the organism in Eukaryota, Metazoa, Chordata, Cladistia, Polypteriformes, Polypteridae. The record is from RefSeq and is a predicted model, not a curated record. Gene Ontology annotation, biological process: binding of sperm to zona pellucida; acrosome assembly. The coding region runs from base 83 to 1594 and encodes 503 amino acids.
UAGAGGCGGCCUCGAGCUAUCCGUGUACGUUGACCAUGGAUAUGCUCGUGUUACCUCUUUUAAUAAUGAUUCCGUAUUUACGAUGCUAAGCGAAAGCUUUCUAUUUUGCAUCUUUCUUCUGUCGUAUACGAUGACAGCUCAGGCUGAUGCUGCCCCCCUUCAUAUAAUGAAACAAUCCCUUGAUGAUCAAGAAACACAAGAAGAAACCACCCUACCUCCUUUGCAGUCAUUGGAAAACAUGAAGAAAUCUUGGGAUGAUGAUAUGAAAUACCUAAAGCAAAGCCAUCAAGAAACCAGUCCCGUGUACGGAAUAGAACAAAUAACAGUCCCAGUGUAUUUCCACUUAUCAUCCAAGAACAUCCUCAGAUGCAGGACCGAGGCACUAGCUUCAGAAAAACUUGACGCAAAAUAUACAUGGACUAGUCCCACUGGACCUGUUGUUGAAGUGUCGAGAAGGUUAACUACAACAUCAACAGGAGAUCUCAUUCUACAUCACAUUAAGGGAUCUGAUGCUGGAAACUACAAUUGUUUUCUCAGGUACAUCCUCGCUUCAACAAAUGGACAAGUAACACUCAACUACUUAGUCUAUGUGUAUCAUCAUCCUGAAAUCAGCAUUCAUGCGUCUGUGUCAUUUUUUAUUAAAAGUUGUGAAAGCAGCCUUAUUACCAAAUUUAAACAAUAUAUUGAAGAAACUCUUGAAAACCUGGUAAAAGGAUUAAAUUGUGAAGAGCAUCUGAUGCAGACAGAGUGUAAAAAGGAAAACCGCCCUGGAUCAUUAUCGUCAUAUAUAUUGCAUUAUAAAUUUGGAGUUUACCCUAAGCAGAAUGUUCUACCUCUUGAAAGUGACACUGUAUCCUCAAUGAAGCCCAAAAAUGGAGUUAAAGAGGCAGUUCAGAGAAUUCAUCGCUACUUUGAGGAGCAGGCUGAUAAUCCUUCAUCAGAGUUUAGUUAUAUGAAGAAUUCCUUCAUUGAAGAAAAAAUACUCAUUUGUAAAGAAGGCUUUGGAAAAGGUUUAGUUGGCGCUGCUUCAUGCCCAGAAUGUUGUGUUGCAUGCUUUCCUGGUUUUUAUAGCACCAAUGAUCAAUCAGUGUGCUUGAGAUGUCCGCCUGGAACAUACAACCCAAGCCAUGGACAAACACAUUGCAGAAAAUGUCCACAUAAAAGACACACAUCCAAGGAAGGGGCUGAAUUUGUGACUCAGUGCUACAGUCAACUACCAAGCUGGUCAAUUAUUUUAAUUACUGUAACUGUAACAGCUGCAAUACUCAUCUCUAUUUUUGCGUUAUUUUGGGUAUUUCGGCGAAAAUUAUUGGCUGCAACCUAUAUUAAGGAGAUAACCCCUGAAAAAAAGAAAAUUGUCAAGGGACUUGGAAAAGUUGUUCAGAAUGUGGAUUUGAAAGAAGCUAUAGCUCUUCUUAGACCCGUUCCUUGCAAACUUAAACCUAAACCCAAACUGCCUUUUCUGGAGGAGAUUGCAUGUACAUCUGCUACUUCUAAUGUGAGUGAGUCCUCAGGGGAAGAAAGCACACCUGCUACUAGCAAUCCGACUGAGUCCACUGAGGAUGAAAGUAUGUCAGACUAUGACAGUUCUUGAAAGAAGAAUGAGUAUUCACUGAAGGUUUCUCUGAAGACUCUCCAUCAAAGUGCUGUAUGUGGUCAAGUACGCAGCACAAAGCUACAUCUCGGGAAGACAAGGCAAAGUGCCGUGUUGUCGUCCAGAACAGAAGAAGAUCACACGUCCAGGUGGCUAAAGCAGAAGUCAGAAAGUGGGAGCCAUUGAAAGAAGAAGAAGAUUUAAGAAAGAAGAAGAACAGAUGUUGAAUGUUGCUGCAGAACAUAUUAAGUCAGUACAGUUUGGUUGGAGCUGGUUGUGAACAAAGACUACCUUUCUUCUGAGCAUUUGUCACGUUCUUCCAAGGACAGCAGGGAAAGGAUGGGUGUGACACACUGACUGCUCCUAUUGUGAUUCAUUUGGAAGAAUGUCAAAAAAGGGAUACGAUCACAGAACUGAGUUAACGCCCACCUAUUUCAAUCAGCUUGUGAUUUAUGGUAGGCUUGUAUCACAUGGAAAGAGCAGUUUUCUAAUGGAUCCAUCCAAAAGUCUGUGCAUACGAGAACAAUUUCAUGCUGUCAUGUAUGGAUCAUAACCAGCUAUUUUUAAAGAGAUUACGUAUUCAGCAAAAGCAAAGUAUUUUUACUAAUCUUUUGACCGGGGCAAUGUAUUCAUGGAGUACACUGAAAGAAGAUCAUCCUUUGCCAAACAACCUACCUUGGAUUCUUUACUGGAAUAUUCUAUUGCACAAUCUCUGUUAUAAAAAAGUUUACAUUCAAAUCUUGUCAGUUCACAAAGUUUAUCAGAUUUAAUUUGUUCGAAUGACAACAAUGAUUAACAAUGUAGAGCUGGUAAAAAAAAAAAAAAAACAUGCAUUAUGUUACAGGUGGUCUCAGCACCAUAUGAAAAUAUUUUAAUAAUGAUUUGUCCUUCAGUAGUCCUUCACUUUCAUUUUUUAAUAAAGGAAAUAUCACAGCUGCUUAGGUCUUGGAAUAAUCUCAUCCGGCCAAAACAGUGACCUCAGAAUGAAGCCAAAAAUGUAGGUUCUGUGUACCAUGAAGAUUCCACAUUUGGUUGGGUACGAACAAAAUAUUUGCAUGUGGUCAAGCACCCAGUCGCUAAAAAGAAUAUACCAUUUGUAUGAAAAUAAAUGUACACAAUAACAUGCCUUGACAAAACUCUUUAAAAACAAACUUCACAGGUAACUAUUUAACUCUUUUUCCCUACAAACAGGAUGAUAGAUCACUGCAAGGCGACACCAUUUUUCAUGAACCGGUCUUUUAGGAAGUUGCUUCACCAGACGCAGAUUGAUCUUUGAAAUGAAACAUAUUUCAUUCUUAAAAGUGACUAAAAGAAUUUUUUUCCAACACAGAAGUGUCCUCCCCAGCCAUAUGUAAAGCCCAGGCCCUGUUAAUGGGGUCAGUCCUUCACCCAGAGGCGCACAAAGUCAUUUAGCGUUAAAGAAGCACACAAGGUUUUUUGUUUGUUUUUUUUGAUAGUGAAAUGUGGACCAAUCUAUGAGUGAAUGAAUAAGAAGCAAAAGGAGAAGGAGAGACAAGAUGUAACCAUGUGCCCUCUGAAAUGCAUUGUAUUUGCACACUGGAUGGCACCUUAGCUGUUCCAGCAUUAUUAUAGAUGUUAUGUUUAUAGCAGUUUUUGUUUGUCUACUUUUGUAUGUCUGUGUGCAGGACACACAUUAAAAAUAAAUCAUUCCAAGUGACAUGUUGUACCUCCUGUCUUGUUUUUUUAUUGGACAAAUCAAAAAGCCAGAAAUAAGCAUUUAAAUAUCCUACGACUUUACAUUACACAUAUAAAUUACCUUUAUCAUGACAACAUACUUGUCUACACCACUGUUCUUUUCUUUUCUUUAAAAUAUUCUUAAACCAGAAUGCAGGGCCUAUAGGCUAAAUCCCACCCAUCCAUGUUAAAACCCACAUGUUCCUCAAGGAUUGUACAAGAUGAGCCACACUAAAGUGACAAAAAAAUAC